Molecule: messenger RNA, 2059 nt
Organism: Microplitis mediator
Lineage: Eukaryota; Metazoa; Arthropoda; Insecta; Hymenoptera; Braconidae
Exons: 7
Coding region: 39-1865 (608 amino acids)
Source: RefSeq, a predicted model, not a curated record
AUUAUCAAAUAGACAAUGAUUAUCAAUUGUACCACCUUAUGGAGUACGAGGAAAAAGAAAACGUCGUAACAGUAUUUGCGAUGAACAUGUUAAAAAUAUUUGAAGACUUUAAUGUAGCAUCUGAAUAUUCAUCAAAUUUUUCAUGGAUAGAUUUUCGUAAGAAAUUAACACAUUACCGAUCAGAAGAUGAAUUGUCGCCAUUUUGCCCAAGUUCGAUUUUAAAUACCAUAGAAAAUAAGUUUCGAACGAUCGAAAAUAUAAUUAAUUAUUAUUUUAACUUCAAAAUAAGUAUUUACCUUCAUGACCUUGAAGAUUUAUGUACAUUUGCAACGAAUAGUACAAUAUUUUUUCAGAAAUCGUAUUAUUAUGACUUGACUUCGCUAUUUGAUACUCUUAUAAAUGAAAUUCAGAAGUGGAAUAUAAUAAGUAACACAGAUCCUCAUUGCGAUUCGAUUAUUGAAUUAUUACCAGAUUUACAUGGAUUAUUUAAGGAAAUAAUGAAAGUAUAUAUUCAAGGAUUUUUAUUUCUAUUGUCUUCAUUGAGUUUAGAAUUAAAAUGUGCAAGUAAAUCUGAAAUUAAUGGCAUGUUGAUGAAUGAGAGAAAAAAAUUUCUAAUUAAUGCAAUAAAAUUAAUGAAUGUGACUCAACAUCAUUUAGAAAGUUUGCCACAAAAUAUAUAUUUAUGUGAUACCAAUAACCAUGUACGAGAUUUGACCUUUGUUGAAUUAGAACGAAUGGUUCAAGUUGUCUUUGUUAAUGAAUACUACAUAAAUGAAGAAAACAGCUGUGCACACAAUUGUAAUACGACAGAAAUGAAUGUGAAAUCUGAUAUUAAAGCAAAGUGUAUGGAAUUUGAUUGUUUUUACAUAGGCGAUAAAGUAGAUGUUUGUGAGUUGUGGGACGAUGUGAAAAAUAUUCAAUGGUUUAAAGAUGAGAAUGAUUUUGUAUUUGGUAAUAAUACUAACUGCCCAGGAGUAAUGAAGACAUUAAGCAGUUGGUAUCACUUUCAGACAGCUCGCUAUUGUGAUUAUUGUUUAUGUUUUUGUAAGAUGAAUCAACUCAAUGGAUUUUCAGUCACUGCAAUAAGCUUUAGAGAUCAAUUGUCAGACAUUAACAAUAACAAGGUUGUUGUUGGUGUCAAAUUUAUAAAAAAAGAUGGUAUGAUUCAUAUUCAGAUAAAAGAAAGUAAGCUUUUACCAGAUGGAAAAGUAGACAUGAAUAAUGCAUCAUGGAAACCACUUGGCAAUCAUUCGAAUUUAGAUGAAUUUGCUGCAAACUUAGAUCAUAAAAAAGAUUUUAAUGGAUUAAUAGCGGGGAGAGAUUUCGGAUACUCAGACAAGUUAAAUUUGGAUGAUGUAGUUGUUGCAGAAGAUUAUGUCAUUACAGGGGUUAGAUUUCGGUUUGCCGGAGAUUCACUUGAGAAUCCAAUGCUUACCGAUGGUCCGAUUGAACUACAAAUAAAAGUAACGUUAUUUAAUUAUGAUGUGGGAGAAUUGUAUGAUGUUAGUUCUUGGGUUACACCAAAAAAUCAAGCCCACAGAAACGAACUAAAGCUAGAACGUCCUGAUGACCCAGUAAGAUCUCCAAAAAAUUAUCCAAAUUUAGAUGAUAAUCUAUUUGUUAGAUUUACAUUAUCGGAUAUGAAAAAAGAUGCCUCUCAGACAGUCGUGCCUUUUUUCGAUGCUCGUCCGGUAGAAAAUAAGCUUCCGUUUCCGCUAAGAGGAAUUGGACUUUUUCAUCGAGGUAAUGAAGGAUACGGAGGAUUUAUUUCUUUUAAAAUUUUCAUUGUAAACCCAUCUCAGUACAUGAAUUCUAUGUUGAAUACUGUUGAAAGUACAACUAAAGAAAGUGAAUAUUUCGAAUAAAUCAUUUUCAUCUUUGUCAAAAUAAUUCACCAAUACAUACAAGAAUAAUAAUUUAAAAAAUGUAAACUAUUUCAUCACACGUUUCUACAACAUAAAUAAUAGUAAAAAUAUAAAAUGUGAUAAUUUUAUUGUUAAAGUUUGGUUGUAAAUGAAUGUUGAAUAUUAAACAUAUUCUUUGUUGGAUUCUCUGUACA